Molecule: messenger RNA, 7444 nt
Organism: Gymnogyps californianus (California condor)
Lineage: Eukaryota; Metazoa; Chordata; Aves; Accipitriformes; Cathartidae
Product: adenomatous polyposis coli protein-like
Exons: 5
Coding region: 1-6993 (2330 amino acids)
Biological process (GO): cell migration; nervous system development; Wnt signaling pathway
Cellular component (GO): cytoplasmic microtubule; catenin complex; beta-catenin destruction complex
Molecular function (GO): beta-catenin binding; microtubule binding; gamma-catenin binding
Source: RefSeq, a predicted model, not a curated record
AUGAAGUAUGGCUGGAUGAAGCAGACAGCUACAUUAUGUUCUAUGAAGGACUGCAUGAGAGCUCUUGUAGCCCAAUCGAAGUCUGAAAGUGAAGACUUGCAGCAGGUCAUUGCAAGUGUUUUGAGGAACUUGUCCUGGCGAGCAGAUGUAAACAGUAAAAAGACUCUACGUGAAGUUGGAAGUGUGAAAGCAUUGAUGGAAUGUGCUUUAGAAGUUAAGAAGGAAUCCACCCUAAAAAGCGUUUUGAGUGCCUUAUGGAAUUUGUCAGCACACUGUACUGAGAACAAAGGUGAUAUAUGUGCUGUUGAUGGUGCUCUUGCAUUUCUAGUUGGUACACUGACAUACCGGAGCCAAACAAACACUUUAGCCAUCAUAGAAAGUGGAGGAGGAAUAUUAAGAAAUGUUUCUAGCUUAAUUGCUACUAAUGAGGACCACAGGCAAAUCUUGCGAGAGAACAGCUGCUUACAAACCUUGUUACAGCAUUUGAAGUCACACAGUUUGACAAUAGUCAGUAAUGCAUGUGGGACCCUGUGGAAUCUUUCUGCACGAAAUGCAAAAGAUCAGGAGGCGCUGUGGGACAUGGGAGCAGUGAGCAUGCUCAAAAAUCUCAUUCACUCAAAACACAAAAUGAUAGCAAUGGGCAGUGCUGCAGCUCUAAGAAACCUGAUGGCAAAUAGGCCAGCAAAAUAUAAGGAUGCCAACAUUAUGUCUCCAGGAUCAAGCUUACCAUCUCUUCAUGUUAGAAAACAAAAGGCGCUGGAAGCAGAAUUAGAUGCUCAGCAUUUAUCAGAGACUUUUGACAACAUAGAUAAUUUAAGCCCAAAAGCAUCUCACCAUAAUAAGCAGAGACAUAAGCAAAAUACAUACAAUGAGUAUGUUUUGGAUUCCAGUCGACAUGAUGAUGGGAUUUACAGAUCAGAGAGUUUUAAUACUGGUCAUAUGACUGUACUUUCACCAUAUUUAAAUGCUACAGUAUUGCCUGGCUCCUCUUCCUCUAGUAGAGGAAACAUAGAAAACUCUCGAUCUGAGAAAGACAGAAGUCUUGAUAGGGAUGGAGCAGUAGGUUUAAAUAGCUAUCAUCCAGCUACAGAGAAUACUGGGAACUCCUCUAAGAGAACAGGAAUGCAGAUUACUGCUGCAGCUCAGAUGAUUGCCAAAGUUAUGGAAGUAACAAGCAUGCAUAUUCCACAAGAAGACAGAAGUUCUUGUUCCACUUCUGAAAUGCACUGUUUGACAGAAGACAGAAAUGUCCCAAGAAGAACAGCUGCUGCCCAUACUCACUCAAAUACAUACUUUCCUAAAUCUGAGAAUUCAAACAGGACAUGUCCUAUGCUUUAUACAAAAAUGGAAUACAAGAGAGCUUCAAAUGAUAGUUUAAAUAGUGUCAGCAGCAGUGAUGGCUAUGGUAAAAGAGGCCAAAUGAAACCUUCCAUUGAAUCUUACUCGGAAGAUGAUGAAAGUAAAUUUUGUAGUUAUGGUCAAUACCCAGCUGACUUGGCACAUAAGAUACAUAGUGCAAAUCAUAUGGAUGACAAUGAUGAAGAGCUAGACACUCCUAUUAAUUAUAGUCUUAAAUAUUCGGAUGAACAGUUAAAUUCUGGAAGGCAAAGUCCCUCUCAGAAUGAAAGAUGGGCAAGGCCUAAGCAUAUAAUAGAUGAUGAAAUAAAACAAAAUGAACAAAGACAGUUAAGGAGCCAAAAUGCAACUUUUUCCACAUACACUGAAAGUGGAGAUGAUAAGUGCAUGAAAUAUCAGUCACCUUUUGGACAGCAAGAGUGUGUUUCUUCUUUUAGAUCAAGAGGAUCCAAUGGUUCAGAGCAGAGCAGAGUAGGCUCAACUCUUGGAAUUAAUCAGAAAGUAAACCAGUCCUUGUGCCAGGUUGAUGAUUAUGACAAUGAUAAGCCAACCAACUAUAGUGAACGCUACUCCGAGGAGGAACAACACAAAGAGGAAGAAGACAGACCAACUAAUUAUAGCAUAAAGUACAAUAAAGAGGAACAUCAUGUUGAUCAGCCUAUUGAUUAUAGUCUAAAAUAUUCAACAGAAGUUCCUCCCUCUUCUCAGAAACCAUCUUUUACUUUUUCAAACAGUUCAUCAGUGCAAAGCACUAAAACUGACCAUAUUUCCUCAAGCUGUGGGAACAUAUCAACCCCUUCAGGUAGUUCAGAGAGACAGAAUCAGCUUCACCCAAGUUCUGCACAGAGUAGAAGCAGUCAUGCUCAAAAAACUGCCUCCUGUAAGACUCCCUCUAUUAAUCAGGAAACUAUACAAACUUACUGUGUGGAAGAUACACCAAUAUGUUUUUCAAGGUGUAGCUCUUUGUCGUCUUUGUCAUCAGCUGAAGAUGAAAUAGGACGUGAUCAAUCCACACAUGUGACAGAUGCUAAUAACACAUUACAGAUAGCAGAACUAAAGGAAAACAAUGGGAUUCUGUCUACAGAAGGUACAGUAAGUGAAGUUGCAUCAGCAUCUCAGCACAUCACAACAAAAUCCAGUAGACUUCAGACUCCUAGUUUAUCUCCUUCUGACUCUUCUAGACAUAAAGCUGUUGAAUUUUCUUCAGGUGCCAAAUCUCCCUCAAAGAGUGGUGCACACACUCCUAAAAGUCCACCAGAACAUUAUGUGCAGGAGACUCCACUCAUGUUUAGCAGAUGUACUUCUGUAAGUUCCCUGGAUAGUUUCGAAAGCCAUUCAAUUGCUAGUUCAGUUCAAAGUGAGCCUUGCAGUGGAAUGGUAAGUGGUAUUAUAAGUCCCAGUGAUCUUCCAGACAGCCCUGGACAAACAAUGCCUCCAAGCAGAAGUAAAACUCCACCCCCUGCUCAAGGAGCUCAAGUAAAGAGGGAAGUAGCUAAAGGCAAAGUACCUAAUGCAGAAAAGAGAGAGUCUGGUCCUAGACAGGUAGCUAUAAAUGAAUUUGUUCAAAGAGUUCAGAUACUGCCAGAUGCUGAUACAUUAUUACAUUUUGCCACAGAAAGUACACCGGAUGGAUUUUCUUGCUCUUCUAGCCUAAGUGGUCUGAGUCUUGAUGAACCAUUUAUACAGAAAGAUGUAGAGUUAAGAAUAAUGCCUCCUGUACAUGAAAAUGAACAUGGAAAUGAAGCAGAACCUGAACAGCCAGAUGAUACAAAGGAUAACCAAGAGAAGAAAGCAGAGAAGCCUACUGAAGCAGAAAAGGACAUUAUGGAUGAUUCCGAUGAUGAUGAUAUUGAAAUAUUGGAAGAAUGUAUUAUUUCUGCAAUGCCAACAAAAUCUUCACGUAAAGCCAAAAAGCCUUCUCAAGCAUCUGCUUCAAAAAUACCUCCUCCUGUAACCAGAAAGCCAAGCCAACUGCCAGUUUACAAACUUUUGCCUUCACAAACUGGAUUGCAGUCCCAAAAGCGUGUGAGUUUUACACCUGGAGAUGAUAUGCCACGGGUAUAUUUUGUUGAGGAUACACCAAUAAAUUUUUCAACAGCUACAUCUUUGAGUGACCUCACAAUAGAAUCACUACCGAAUGAGUUAGCCAAUGUAGAGAAUGUGGGUACAAGGGCAGAGUCAGGGGAGUUUGAAAAGAGAGACGCCAUUCCUACAGAAGGUAUAAGUACAGAUGACUCUCGUAGAGCAAAAAGCUCAACUAGGACUGCCCCAGGACUGGAUGAUGACAAAACAGAAGAAGGUGAUAUUCUGGCCGAAUGUAUUAACUCAGCUAUGCCAAAAGGAAAAAGUCACAAACCUUUCAGAGUGAAGAAGAUAAUGGAUCAAAUUCAACAAACAUCUUUAUCUGUAAGUAACAAAAAUCAGUCAGAACAUGAUAAAAAGAAGCCAACAUCACCAGUAAAGCCCAUUCCCCAAAAUAAUGAAUAUAGAGCACAUGUAAGAAAAAACACAGAGCCUAAAAGCUAUAUUAAUAAUGAAAGAAGCUAUUCAGAGAACAGAGACACAAAGAAACAGAAUCUUAAAAAUAAUUCAAGAUAUUUUAAUGACAAACUUCCAAAUAAUGAAGAGCGUGUAAAAGGAAGCUUUGCAUUUGAUUCCCCUCAUCAUUACACACCUAUUGAGGGAACUCCUUAUUGUUUUUCACGAAAUGAUUCCCUAAGUUCUUUAGAUUUUGAUGAUGAUGAUGUUGACCUUUCAAGGCAGAAGGCAGAAUUGCGAAAAGGAAAAGCAAAGGAAACAGAAACUGAAGACUGCACUAAUACAGAACAGUCUUCAAAUCAGCAACCAAGUAAUAGGACACAAGUUUGCCAAAAAUACCCAACAGGCAGAAGCCAACCUAAAACUUUCUCUCAGUCAACUAAAGAUAUUCCAGACAGAGGAGCAGCUACAGAUGAGAAAAUGCAGAAUUUUGCUAUUGAAAACACACCUGUAUGUUUUUCUCGCAAUUCAUCUCUUAGUUCCUUCAGUGAUAUUGAUCAAGAAAACAACAACAAAGAAAGUGAACCUGCAAAACAAACUGAGGCUCCUGAUUCACAGAUAGAAUCAAAUAGACCACAGACUUCUGGUUAUGCACCUAAAUCAUUUCAUGUUGAAGAUACUCCUGUAUGUUUCUCUAGAAACAGCUCUCUGAGUUCUCUUAGUAUUGACUCAGAAGAUGAUCUGUUGCAGGAAUGCAUUAGUUCUGCUAUGCCUAAAAAGAAAAAACCCUCAAAAGUAAAGAGUGAAAGUGAAAAAAAUAAUUCCAGAAAUAUGGGUGAUAUAUUGGCAAAAGAUUUAACACUGAAUUUGAGAGAGAUACAGGGGCCGGAUUCAGAACAUGGUUUCUCACCUGAUUCAGAGAACUUUGAUUGGAAAGCUAUACAAGAAGGUGCAAAUUCUAUAGUUAGUAGCUUGCAUCAAGCUGCAGCUGCUGCAUCACUGACUAGACGAGCUUCAUCAGACUCUGACUCUAUCCUUUCAUUAAAAUCUAGUAUUUCUCUAGGGUCACCAUUUCAUCUUACCCCAGACCAAGAAGAAAAGCCUUUUACUAGUAAUAAAGGUCCAAGAAUUCUUAAGCCAGGGGAGAAGAGUACAUUGGAGUCUAAAAAAGUAGAAUCUGAAAAUAAGGGAAUCAAAGGAGGAAAAAAAGUAUAUAAAAGUAUAAUUACAGGAAAAGCUUGCUCCAAUUCAGAAGUUUCAAGCCAGUUAAAGCAAUCACAGCAAACAAGUAUGACUUCAAUUUCACGUGGUAGGACAAUGAUUCAUAUUCCGGGAGUUCGAAAUAGUUCCUCAAGUACUAGUCCUGUUUUCAAAAAAGGUCCCCCACUAAAAAACGCAAACUCCAAGAGUCCCAGUGAAGGCCAAAGUUCCAUUAGUUUUCCAAGAGGAGUCAAGUCAUCAGUGAAACCUGAGUCAACUCCUGUAACUAGGCAACCAUCUCAACAGAGUGGAUCAAGUAAAGGACCUUCUAGAUCAGGAUCUAGAGACUCCACUCCUUCUAGACCUCAACAGCAGCCAUUAAGCAGGCCUCUGCAAUCUCCAGGCCGAAACUCAAUUUCCCCAGGAAGAAAUGGUAUAAGUCCUCCCAACAAACUGUCUCAGUUGCCAAGGACAUCAUCUCCUAGUACAGCUUCAACUAAAUCUUCAAGUUCAGGAAGAAUGUUAUAUACAGCACCAGGCAGGCAGAUGAGCCAGCAAAACCUUACAAAGCAAACUGCCUUACCUAAGAGUACCAGUGGCAUUCCCAGAAGUGAGUCUGCUUCAAAAGGAUUAAACCAAAAUCUCAAUAGUGGUGGAUCAAACAAAAAGGCUGAACUAUCCAGAAUGUCAUCCACAAAAUCUAGCGGAAGUGAAUCUGACAGAUCUGAAAGACCUGUUCUAGUUCGUCAGUCAACUUUUAUUAAAGAAGCUUCGAGUCCAACUCUAAGACAGAAAUUAGAAGAGUCUGCUUCAUUUGAAUCUCUGUCUCCUUACAGGCCAGGCUCUCCCACUAGGUCCCAAAUACAGACUCCAGUUUUAAGUCCAUCUCUUCCCGAUAUGUCUUUAUCCACUCAUUUAACUGCCCAGACUAGCGGUUGGCAAAAUUUACCCCCUAAUCUGAGUCCUUCUGUAGAAUAUGAUGGGAGACCAGCAAAACAUCAUGACAUAGCUCGUUCUCAUUCUGAGAGUCCAUCUAGAUUGCCAAUCAAUAGAACAGGAACAUGGAAGCGUGAACAUAGUAAGCAUUCCUCAUCGCUUCCUCGUGUAAGCACUUGGCGAAGAACUGGAAGUUCUUCCUCAAUUCUGUCAGCUUCUUCAGAAUCCAGUGAAAAGGCAAAAAGUGAAGAUGAAAAGCAACAUGGAAGUUCUGUUUCUAGACACAAACAAAGUAAAGAAAGUCAAGCACCAGCAAAAGGUACUUGGAGAAAAAUAAAAGAAAAUGAAAUUCCUCAAAUAAUGAAUGAUCCUCAGUAUUCUUCCUCAGGUGCAACAAAUGACUCUGAUUCCAAAACUCUAAUUUAUCAGAUGGCACCAGCUGUCUCUAAAACAGAGGAUGUGUGGGUGAGGAUAGAGGACUGCCCUAUUAAUAAACCUCAAUCUGGAAGAUCCCCAACUAGAAGUACUCCCCCUGUUAUUGACAGUGUUUCAGAGAAAGGGAGUGUGAAUGAUAAAGAUUCUAAAGAGAUUAAUGAAAAACAAAAUCCAGGGUAUGGAAAUGUUCCUGUUCAUACCAUUGGUUUAGAAAAUUGUCCAAACUCUUUCUUUCAGAUAGACAGUCCAGACAAGAAAGGAACGGAAGCAAAACCUGUACAGAAUAAUCUUCUUCCUGCACCAGAAAAUAAUGAAAGUACUGUUAGUGAGCGUACACCAUUCAGUUCCAGUAGCUCAAGCAAACAUAACUCCCCCAGUGGUACUGUUGCAGCAAGAGUGACUCCUUUCAACUACAGUCCAAGUCCCAGGAAGAGUAGUGCGGACAACAAUUCUGCUCGGCCAUCACAAAUACCAACGCCAAUAAAUAACAGCACAAAGAAACGUGACUCAAAGACUGAAAAUACAGACUUCAGCGGAACUCAGAGUCCUAAACGUCAUUCUGGCUCUUACCUGGUGACUUCUGUUUAAGUACAUCAAAAAAUAAAUGCAAUUGAUGUAUUAUAUACAGCAGCUAUUUAGAAAUUUUGUUUCAAAUGAAACUUUAAAAGACUGGGUGUUGGUUUUAUUUGUUGUUUUUAUCUUUUGUAAAUAGGUUUGAUUCUUGUUAGAGGGUCCUUGUUCUGGAAGCCAUAUUUGAUAGUAUACUUUGUCUUCACCGGUAAUAUUUUGGAGGAAUGCCUAAUUGACAGCUUGGAAUAAAAUUGCUAAUGCAAUUAUAUUUGUACAGUAUGUUUAUCAUAUUUAAUUAGCAUCCCAUCCUAUAAUCCUUUAAACAUUGCUUGUCUUGAAAUCAUGAGCAUUACAGAUAGAGAUGAUACAGUCAUAUUGCUUUAUCAAUUGUUUAUGGAUUACAGACUGACUAAACUACAUCAAGGAAGAAUUGGUAUUAUUUAUGCAAAAAAGUAACUCAAUUUUAGUA